This is a messenger RNA of Durusdinium trenchii, 1803 nucleotides long. NCBI's taxonomy places the organism in Eukaryota, Dinophyceae, Suessiales, Symbiodiniaceae. The record is from the annotation of a GenBank genome assembly.
UGGCUCUAGAACACUGUAGCGCGUGACCUGCACGUUCCGCGUUUUUCACACGAAAUGCCGUGAGUUGGGACCCAAUCAAUGCGGCGACGGGAGGACAGAGGCUGUAUUUUUCCAGCGGUUGGGCAUGGAUCUGCCGGAUGCGGAAGUUGGGGGAUGGCAAAGAGGGUUCCUUGGGACUUCCAGUUUUGUUGUUUGCUGUUAAGAUGCAUUUGAUCGGGACUUCACAUGGCGUAUGGGCUGAAUUGGGGCGUGGAAUCGGUGGGCUUUUGGGCGUAGAAGCUUCAUGAAGCUUCCCUGCGCAGCACAGCGAUGCAGUGGCACAUUGGGCCUUAAAGUCUUCAAGGUAUCAUCCGGUGUCCAAGAGUUCCCAAAGAGCAUAAAAAUUGCUAGCUGCUCACAUGCCCCAGCCGAACGACACGAGCACCAGAGCCAAAUUUCUGGAGUGCAUGCUUCGGAGUAUGGGGGUAAUUACUGUAGAAGUCAGUAGAAGGUAGAAGGUUGAUUAUUAAAACUUUCCAUAUGGACCUCACGGGUGGUGGUCAAACUUCCAUCAAUUUUGUGACUUGAACUAUGCACGUUUUUUCUGGUGUAUAUAAAUGAUGUCAGAUCCGGGCUGAGCACAACUUUGAAGAGGUACAACUUCUUUCAAGUGAAUUCCGCCUCUCAAAUCCUCUACAUUGAACAUCCUCUUGGGCAUUUUGGGGGCUGGCCAGUGUAGACUCGGCCCAAUUCUUUCAGGCGCUGUGUCUCCUCUUCACGCCGGCAUGUGCAUUCAGCGCCUGGGGCGAUCACAGCACUGGCAUGGCCUUGACCGUGGAUGGGGUCAUGAACUGGCUCGUGCAGAAUGCUGAUGCUUUGCAGCCCAGCAUGCCAGACCACUACCUUAGGUCCAAUGCCUUCUAUGCUCUCAAGGCACGUGGCGAAAUCCCGGUGGCCCAGGAGGUCCCCGAGGAGCUCUUCCUCAAAGAGGUCUUGCCCUACAGGGUGGUCGAUGAGCCCGUGGACCAUUGGAGGGAGGGCUUCUUCCAGGUCUUAGCCCCGCAUGCCAUGCGGGCCACCAGCUUGCGAGGGGCCGUGGAGGACCUGGUGCCCCGGAUCUUCCAGGAGCUCCGUGCCUCGCCCAAGGUCAUGCGGAAGCCCAACCAGACGGCUGUCGUGUUCAAGUCCAAUUUGACUCCUGAGAUGAUGGCGCCCAUCAGCGAGACCUUGACCUCAGGCUAUGCCUCUUGCACCGGGAGCUCCAUCUUGAUUGUCGAUGGCUUGCGGUCGGUGGGCAUCCCAGCACGACUGGUUGGAACGCCGCAGUGGAACAUUCCGACGGGUGGCAAUCACAACUGGGUGGAGGUUUGGACGGGCGAUGGCUGGCACUUCUUUGAUGCAGUGCCGGAUGUUCGCUUGGAUGAGGCCUGGUUUGCGCCUAGCAACACCAAGUUUGCCAACAACAAGGACUCGACACACGCCAUCCUCUCGGCGGAGUGGACGAAGGGCGAUGCCACAUAUCCAUUGACAUGGCGAAAGCCUGCGGUCUUGUGGCGUGCGGAGGGCCGGACGGCCUUCUACCUGGCCAAGAGUGAGCAGAGUUGAUAGGUGUCACUCAUACAUUCAGUGACCUCAAAAAAUCGAAGAGGACAAUCUGCUGAGACUCGGAUCCCGCAAGAUUUGUGUGGUCUUUUCAGUUCUGUCAGAAGAUGUCAGAAGUGCCACGGGCUGUUUCACAGGCCUCGAACCCUUUGAAAUAUUGUAGGUUUCACAUAGAAAGAGCCACAACGGGAAAUGUAUGAUUUGUGCAUAAGAAUCAGAAAA